CCCAUCCUCCCAGCCGCCGCCGCUGCUCCUCCUCCACCUCGGGAUCCCCUUCCGAUCCAAAAAUCCUCCCUCGAUUUUCCAACCGGACCAACCACUCAUCACCGCCCAAAUUCCACCCGCACGCAGCCAGCCACAACCUCCUCCCGAUCCAUCCACCGUCGUCGUCCCGCGCGUCACCUGCCAGCUCGUCGGAGACGUCUCCUUCCUCCCACGGUUCUCCUCCUUCCCUUGGUUCCUCUUUUCACUCCCGAAGCCUCAUUCCUCUAUCUGUUCGUGCAACAGGAGCUCUGCCUCGACACCAUGGUCGUCGCCCCGCUUCUUCGAGACCAGCCGCCGUUGAUCUGCAUCCAUGCCGCCUCCUGCCGUCAAACGCUAGCCAGGAGCCUGAGCUCCUCCUUCCCGAGCCGCAGCCAACGCCCGCUCAAGCCCCGGCUCCUCCUCGCUGGACCUCCACGAGCACCUCCAGCUUCACAGGAGACCGACGCAUACGCCAUGGAUGCUGCCGCCCCGUGCUCCGUCUCUGAACCACUGGAACAAGAUGAGAUCGACCAGAUCCGGUGCCUCCUGCUCGGAUCCGCGCCCCCCACGACCUCGCUGCAGCUCUGCGUCGCCGCAAGUCCCUGCCGCCGCCCCUGUGUCCCCUGCUUCCCGUCGCGAGCUCCAGCGCCGAUAUUCCUCUGUUUUCUGUCGAACAGAGAGCGACGCGCCUAUAGCCUCCCCACCUCGCGCGUCUAGGCCACUUCCAGCGCCUGCAAGGCCCAGCGCCGCGCGAGCCCUCUUUCGCCUUCGCCGUGGGCCGCCAGAUCCACCGACCGACCUCAAGGCCCAAUGUGAGCAGCUUCCCCCGCGCCCUGGGCCAGAUCUCUAUUUCGGCCCAUGUAUUUUUUUAAUGCGCUAUGAAUUAUUCCAUUUAUCCAGAGACCGUUGUUUUACAGAAAACCCCCUAGAAUUCAUGCAUAUAAUAACUCCACAACCGUGCAUCAUAUGUAAAUAAUUUAUAUAUGAAAAAUGCUUAAUUUUUCAUCUAGUUUCAUAAUA
Molecule: messenger RNA, 1038 nt
Organism: Triticum dicoccoides
Lineage: Eukaryota; Viridiplantae; Streptophyta; Magnoliopsida; Poales; Poaceae
Exons: 2
Coding region: 301-735 (144 amino acids)
Source: RefSeq, a predicted model, not a curated record